This is a messenger RNA of Pseudopipra pipra, 1154 nucleotides long. Its product is annotated as zinc finger protein 239-like. The record is from RefSeq and is a predicted model, not a curated record. Gene Ontology annotation, biological process: regulation of transcription by RNA polymerase II. Gene Ontology annotation, molecular function: RNA polymerase II cis-regulatory region sequence-specific DNA binding; DNA-binding transcription factor activity, RNA polymerase II-specific. Gene Ontology annotation, cellular component: nucleus. The transcript has 3 exons. Lineage: Eukaryota; Metazoa; Chordata; Aves; Passeriformes; Pipridae. Bases 182 to 1069 code for a protein of 295 amino acids.
GUUGUAGAAGGAGAAAGAAGCCCCCAGGCCAGUGCAGGCAGGCAGCCCUCAGCUUGCACCUGAUGUCCCCUCCCUGCAGGUUCCUGUCCUUGAGCCCAGGCCCUGAGGUGAGGCUGAGAAGUGGCGCGGAGGUGAGCCCAGAGCUGUCCCUGAGGAUUUCUCCUUCCCAAAGCUUGGCCAGAUGAAGGAGGCUGCGAGGAAGAGGAAGAUGCCUUGGGCCCCCCAGGCAGGCCCCGAGCUGAGGAUGGAGAGCCCGGAGGACAAAUCCCCCCGGCAGAGCCUGGUGGGAGAGGCCGUUUUGAAGGGCUCCCCGGCGCAGGAAGGCAGCAGGGAGGAAAAGGGCAGGAGAUCCCCCCGCAGGAGGGGCUCCAAAGCCAGCCCAGGGUGCUCUGAGGAGGAAAGAGCCAGCCUGUGCCGGGAAGGCGGCCGGAGCUUGAGGGGGAGCUCUGACCUGGUGGGGCCUGAGCAACCUCCCAGCAGGGAGAAGCCCUUCAGGUGCUUGGAAUGUGGGAAGAGGUUCAAGGCCAGCACCAAACUUCUCAUCCACCAACACAUCCACACUGGGGAACGGCCCUACACGUGUGGGGAGUGUGGGAAGAGCUUCAACUGCAACCCCAACCUGAUCCAACAUCAGCGCAUCCACACUGGGGAACGCCCCUACACGUGUGGGGAAUGUGGGAAGAGCUUUAGGCAGAGCUCCACAAUGAUCCUACACCAGCGCAUCCACACUGGGCAGAAGCCAUACAAGUGUGGGGAAUGUGGGAAGAGCUUUAGGCAGAACUCUGUCCUCCUCGUCCACCAACGCAUCCACACCGGGGAACGACCCUACAAGUGCUUGGAAUGUGGGAAGAGGUUUAGGACCAGCUCACAUCUCCUCCUGCACCAGCGGACACACACGGAUGAGAGGCCCUUCCGCUGCACCGACUGCGGGAAGAGCUUCAGCCAGAAUUCCUCCCUUGUCACUCACCGACGCAUCCACACCGGGGAGAGGCCCUACAAGUGUGGGGAGUGUGGGAAGAGCUUUGCCCAGAGCGGUACCUUGACCAAACAUCAACAGACCCACCGGUAAGAGAAGCGCCUCGAGUGCCCUGACUGCGGGAAGAGCUUCGACUGCUGCUGCUGCUGCAACUCUAUCAGCCAUUGAAGGACCCACG